This is a messenger RNA of Protopolystoma xenopodis, 321 nucleotides long. NCBI's taxonomy places the organism in Eukaryota, Metazoa, Platyhelminthes, Monogenea, Polystomatidea, Polystomatidae. The record is from the annotation of a GenBank genome assembly.
AUGUCGUUGUACGAGAGGGCGCUGGAGUUGUACACUCUCUGCGACGUCGAGGGGCGGGGCUUCCUGGAGCGGGCUGACCUGCGCCGGCUGCAGCCUUACCUGCCUCUGACGGCAGACCAGUUGGACGACGUCUUCGACAGACUCGACAACAACGCCGACGGAAGGCUGACGCUGAGCGAGUUCACCAACGGCUUCGGUAAGUCGCCCUCGGGCGCCUCUCAGCGACCGGGCCUCAAGGGACACGGACGCGAGGCUGAUUCUCGAGGCCGUUCUUCAUUUAGCGUUGUUCGCCUCCAUUCCAGCUCGGGCCAAAGUGGGUGA